AUGCGCAGAAUACCACCGCUGGAGCCCUUCAGCGAGCAAAUUGAGCUCAUAGAGAAACUACGAGCCCAAAGCUUGUCCCUCAGCCAAAAUCACCCCUACCAAGGCCAUCAGAAAAACAGGAAAUGGAUCCAAAGCAGUUCAUAUCAUCAGAGCCAGAAAAACCACAAUCAGCAGUUUGCGUUGACUGCGGUGGCGGCAGCAGCUGCCAUCAAGCAGAACCAGUACCUACCUCCACUACAUGGCGACAACAAUACGGGCCUCUCCAGCUUCGAUCACACGAAAGACAUAAACGGGUAUCACAACAGUACCACUCAAUCUCCUCGAAUCUCGCUAAUGUAUCUGAACUUGGAGCAUAUGAGCCAGUGGUAUGUGAACGGCAGCAAGGAUGCGGAUACGAAGCACAAGAACACCAGCAGCACCGGCAGACCGUUUUCGUCCAACAUGUUCACGACCCCGUCUAAACAGCUCUACAACAGCGACUCGUCGUCGUCGACGAACUCGCUACUUUCUCAGCAGAGCACAUCUACGAAAAUUCUGACUCCAGGUCACCCUUGCGUGAGCCACCCGGCUUACACUGAGCCAAACACUAAUAUUAGCGAACUGGUUUUGCUUUCCAAUUUGGCGAAGCUGCAAUUCGGCUCUGAACCUGACAGCUUGCAUCUUGGUUCGAGCCCUGUGCCUUUGGCUCUGUCUGACGUCUACCGCUCGAUUUGGACGUCUCCAGUGCAGACGGGGUCCAGUGGAUGUGGCAUCUCGUUAAGUGAGCCUGGAAAAUUCUGA
Molecule: messenger RNA, 780 nt
Organism: Candidozyma auris
Lineage: Eukaryota; Fungi; Ascomycota; Pichiomycetes; Serinales; Metschnikowiaceae
Exons: 1
Coding region: 1-780 (259 amino acids)
Source: RefSeq, a predicted model, not a curated record